Messenger RNA from Cydia fagiglandana, 868 nucleotides. RefSeq names its product chymotrypsin-1-like. Gene Ontology annotation, biological process: proteolysis. Gene Ontology annotation, molecular function: serine-type endopeptidase activity. Lineage: Eukaryota; Metazoa; Arthropoda; Insecta; Lepidoptera; Tortricidae. The coding region runs from base 80 to 859 and encodes 259 amino acids. The transcript has 4 exons. The record is from RefSeq and is a predicted model, not a curated record.
AGUAUUUGUCUUUAUAACCUCUGUCACUUAUAAAUUUUUCACCAAAAUUUUAAGCAUUGCAGAACAAAAAAUAUUCAAAAUGUUUCAAAUAUUCCUGCUGAGUGUUGCUGUCACCGCCUCAGCUGACAAAAUGAGUCCCUUCAUAGUAGGGGGCAGUGAGGUUUCAAUAAAUGACUGGUCCUUCAUAGCCUUCGUACAAAUAACUGACGGGCCUAAUGUUGCGGCGUGCGGGGGGUCUCUCCUCAGCUCCCAAACUGUGCUGACAGCAGCUCACUGUCUCGAUGAUUUCACCAAGAAAAAGAAAGUCAAAGGCGUAUCAUUCAGGAUUUAUAUGGGCCACUCGUCAUUAGAGCAAGCGAAAUUGACGCGAAGUGUCUUGAACUACGAGUCCCACAGGAACUAUUCACCUGAUGAUGUGAUCGUGACAUUUGACAUCGGAAUCAUGUUCCUGUCGAGACCUGUCAAAUUCAGGUCCAAAGUGCAAAAGGUGAUAUUACAACCGAAGUUUAGUGCCAGAGUUGACAAGAAACUGGCCGUGGCUGGGUGGGGUAAUACAGAUUUGAACGAUGCAAAAGGAGGUAUCAGCACGAGGCUAAAAGCGGUCGUGAUGAGUUCGAAUCCGAAUAAGAAAUGUAAUCUGAAUGGAGUCAUCUGCACCACACCUCAAAAAGGAUUUCCAUACACCGGGGACUCUGGCGGCCCUAUGGUAAAUGCCAAGACCCAUCGUCAAGUCGGUAUCGUCUCUUUUCGAGAUAUGGAGACGGGGGUAACAGGCUUUACCAGCAUACCAUAUUACUGGGAUUGGAUCGAGAAGACACAACUCAAAUUGUUCAAAAGAUUUUGCAAAAAGGGAAAGUAAACUAUUUGU